CGCAGUCAUUUGGAAUGAUUUGAUGUUUCUCCUGAGUACAAGAAGCUGCAUGUAGAUCACAGAGCAUAUAGGUACAAUGGAAUCUGCAACAAAGCCUUAUUGCUGUGUUGUGUGCUCAAAGAGGACUAAGGCCAAGGACAGAAGACCUGUAGGAGGCAUAACCAACAAAGCAUUUAGAAAAUACCUAGAAAAAUGUUUCAUGAUCAAAGCGGUUGAUGGUGACAUUACUUGUGGAAAGUGUCGCAUGAAAUUUUAUAAUAAGAAGACAUCUCAACAUAUUGUUGCCAAUAAUUCUAUUUCAGAUGUCCCCAAAGAGGUUGAUGUUGUAGGCAAAGUAAAGUCUCCUCGCAACAUUUCUCUAAAGUUGUCGUCUGUGGCAGGAUCGUCAAACAGCACUUGUUGUGUAUGUCGAAAAGGGAUGAGAAAGUCCAUUGUAGUGUCAACAUUUACAAGAUUUAACACUUUUGUAGAUCAUAACAUUAUCAUCAAACAAGGUGCAAGAUGUUGUCCAAAGCAUUUUGAAGGAAGCAUGAAGUUUACCUCUGAUGCCCUAUUGUUAUUGCAACAGAAUACCAAAUCUGUCACAGAAUUCAACAAGACUGAUUUAUUACAUUUAGUUACAAGUUUGCGUGAUGCUGCACUCAAAAACAAAGAAAGACGCAUGGAUUUUGAUGGUGAUUGUUUCACAGAUGCAGAUUACCUGAACCUGAUGGGAGUCAGCAAAGACUCUUUUGAUGACAUCUGUAAACAUGUUAAAGACAUACGUCAUACAGCCGUUAGAAGUAUUAGGACAUGUCUUUGAAUUUUCUUGACCAAACUGCGAUCUGGAAUGUCAAACAAAAUGUUGUCCACUCUGUUUAAUGUUGGUCCAGAUGCUAUAAAAAGAGCAAUUACAUCAGGAAGAAAGGCAUUAAUGACAGACUUUGUUCCAAAAAACAUUGGCUUCAAUCAUGUUACAAGGGAGGAAAUUAUUUCAAAUCAUACAAGACAUUUAGCACAAACAUUAUUUGGAGGACCCCUUCUACCAGCAAUACUUGUCAUAGAUGGCACAUACAUCUACAUUCAGAAGAGCUCCAAGUUUCAGUUUCAGCGUCGGUCCUACAACAUGCACAAACACAGGCCUUUGGUUAAACCAAUGAUCUUCGUUUCAACUACUGGUUAUAUUGUCAGUGUGCUUGGUCCAUACUUGAGUGACUCCAAAAACAAUGAUGCUGAAAUUUUGAAACAUGCAUUAAAAACAGAUGAGGAGGCCAUAAGAUCAUGGUUACAGGAAGAUGACAUUUUCAUCGUUGACAGAGGCUUUCGGGAUUCUAUUGAUUUCUUGGAGGCUAUGGAAAUCAAAUCAGAAAUGCCCUCUUUCUUAAAAAAGAAUCAGAAGCAACACACAGUAGAGGAAAGUAACACAUCUAGGCUGGUGACAAAGCUGAGAUGGGUAGUAGAGUCUGUCAAUGGACGCUUGA
Pecten maximus is the source of this 1460-nucleotide messenger RNA. RefSeq lists its product as uncharacterized. The record is from RefSeq and is a predicted model, not a curated record. The transcript has 2 exons. Bases 77 to 802 code for a protein of 241 amino acids. NCBI's taxonomy places the organism in Eukaryota, Metazoa, Mollusca, Bivalvia, Pectinida, Pectinidae.